AUGUCUGCAAAACCUGUCUCUAAAGGCGAUGCCAUUGACUUCAAUAUUGAGACCAUGACUGUUGAACAGGGCCUGCACCUCAUUGAGCAAGAGCGGGUGCAACCGCUUUUGACUUACCUGAGGACAGGUGUCUUUGAGAAUAGAAACAAUAUGACGUUCAUGAAGGCCUAUUCGGUCGUUGUACAGUUUGGCGACCAACAACAGCAUUCCGUGAAGCUGUACGUCUAUUACAAGCAGGUGAUUCACGGUUACUGCACUGAGGCAAUGUCCCAACUCUCCCAGCUUUCAGGGGAGGAGUUGCUGGCCGCUUUAGCCCAGCUCUGGGAGAAGAAUACCAUUUUGGUCUUUUGGAUGCAGCGAGUCUUCCAGUACUUGGAUCGAUUCUUCACCAAGAGCAGCACCGAAUAUCCGGACCUCUUCAGGGCUGCCCUUCAAUGCUUCACCGACACGGUCUACACCAAGGUCAAGGUCAAAUGUGUGGCUGCCAUGGUGGACGUGGUGAACCGAGAGCGUGAUGGCCAUGAAAUCAACCAAGACGUUCUCCGUUUGCUGGUGGAGAUGCUCUGCACCGUAGGUGAUUCUGGCCCCAAAGUGGUGAAACAAAAAGAGGGUGACCGAAAUAGUGCAGAUCGACUGCUCUGGCAGUCACAAUCCCGUGGGCUUUACAAGGAAGACUUUGAAAAGAAAUUAUUGGCUGCCACCAACGACUACUACAAGUCCAAAGUUGCUGGAUGGAUGGCCGCCUACUCAUGUCCUGUGUUUCUUCAGGAGAUCCAACGUCGCUUGGAGGAUGAGGAGAGCCGGCUGAGCCGCUACCUCGAUUCGUCCUCCGAAAAGGACUUGAAAGCUGUGGUGCAAGGGGAACUCAUUCUCCAAACAGCAAAGGAAUUGGUUGAGAUGACCACUGGCGCGCAUUCCAUGUUCGUGAACAAACGCUAUGAGGAGCUGAAGCUCAUGUACAGAAUCUUCAGACGCGAACCUUCAAUGCUGCCACAUAUCAUCUCUGUGAUGGAGCCAUACAUUGAGCAAAGGUGUUCUGCAAUAGUUGAAGACCAACAAAUGAUUGAUAACCCUCCCACAUAUACAGAGAGGGUUCUGGAAUUGAAAAAUGAGGUUGACAACAUGGUUGCCACUUGCUUUGAGAGUGAUACUGGAUUCCAAAAAGGUAGAAAUAAAGGCUUGGAAGCGGUGUUGAACAAGGACACUCGCUGUGCCAAGUAUCUCGCUUUAUUCAGUGACCUUCAGCUCAAGAAGGGCUUGAAGGGCCGGAAUGAAGAUGAGGUGCAGGUCUUGGUGAAUCAGGUUGUGGGGCUUUUUGCCCACCUGAAAGACAAAGACAUUUUCCUUGACAUCUACAAGAGUGCCCUGUCACGGCGAUUGCUGAAUAAGCUGUCUGUCUCCAAUGAUGCGGAAGAUUGUUUUAUCACAAAGUUAAAGGUGGAGUGUGGGCAGCAAGCCAUUCAAAAGCUUGCUUCGAUGUUUACCGAUAUGGCGCUGAGUGAUCAACUCCAAGAGGAGUACAUGAGGGCUUCUCACCAUGGCUCGCCGGGUGGUGUGACCCAUGAGGUGCGGGUCCUUCAAACCAACGCAUGGCCGGAGAAGGCGGAUGAUGCACCCGUUGUGCUGUGCCCAGAGAUGUUGACCUGCAUCAGAGCCUAUGAGAACUUCUACCAUGCCAAGCACAACGGGCGAAAACUCCGGUGGAUCUACAACAUGGGGCACCUAGAAAUCAAGUGCCAUGGCCUGUCGCGGCAGCAUUUGUUGGUGGUGUCCACCUACCAAUGCCUGGCGCUGAUGCUCUUCAAUGGACGGCAGGAAGUGACUCUGAGAGAAAUCGUGGAGGCGACUAAACUGCCAGAGGAGGAAUGCAAACGGCAGGUGAUGUCCUUGACGGUGUCGCGGCACAAAGUUCUGAUGCAUGAUGGCUCUGGAAAGGACUUGGCACUUGAUGCCAAGUUGGAGGUGAACAACGGCUUCACCAGUGAAAAGAUCAAGGUCCAAGUGAGUUUGAUCAAAAAAGAGGAAAAGGCUACUGAGACCACAACCCUGGCUGAGGCCCCAGUGGAAAGGAAGCAUGUCAUUGAUGCAGCCAUCGUCAGGAUCAUGAAAUCCAGAAACCGGCUGGAGCAUAACGCUCUUUUGGAGGAGGUUUUCAGGCAAUGCACUUUGUUCAAGCCGCAGCCCACGCAAAUCAAAAGCCAAAUUGAACAUUUGAUUGAACGUGAAUUUCUCAAACGAGAUGAGAAGAAUCGGCAUGCCUAUGUCUACUUGCCGUAA
Molecule: messenger RNA, 2277 nt
Organism: Cladocopium goreaui
Lineage: Eukaryota; Dinophyceae; Suessiales; Symbiodiniaceae
Source: the annotation of a GenBank genome assembly